Ylistrum balloti is the source of this 1326-nucleotide messenger RNA. RefSeq names its product monocarboxylate transporter 13-like. Lineage: Eukaryota; Metazoa; Mollusca; Bivalvia; Pectinida; Pectinidae. The record is from RefSeq and is a predicted model, not a curated record. Gene Ontology annotation, molecular function: monocarboxylic acid transmembrane transporter activity. Bases 1 to 1326 code for a protein of 441 amino acids. The transcript is spliced from 5 exons. Gene Ontology annotation, biological process: transmembrane transport; monocarboxylic acid transport.
AUGGUUCUCACCAAACCUGACACAGGUUGGUCCUGGGUAGUCAUGACAGCAACAUUUUGUAUUUUAACCAUCCAUGGUUUUCUUGUUUAUGGGUCUGGCAUGGUACAGAUAGCUCUGUUCGAAAGAUUUCAUGAUAGUGUGGCCAAAACUUCAUUAGCAGGAUCUUUGUUAACGGGAUUCUUAUCUUGUUCAGGUAUUUUAGACGGGGUGUUAAUCAGACGAUACAGUUGUCGACAGGUUGCCGUCAGCGGUGGAAUUCUAAUGGUUAUCGGAAUUUUCCUCAGUGCCUUCAUGACGUCAUUGAGCUGGAUAAUAUUUACCUUUGGUGUUGUUGCAGGUUUUGGAGCUGGUAUACAAUAUACAUCCAUGUACAUUACCAUUGGUUACAAUUUUAAACGAAAUAUCAACCUUGCAUUAGGCUUCGCUUUAUCGGGUUGUGGUAUUGGAACUUUCGUCUUUACUCCAGUAUUCGCGUAUAUUAUGACUGUUUAUUCAUUAGAAGGAAUUUUCAUAUGUUUAGCAGGUUUAUCGUUGCAAAGUAUUGUUUUCAGUGUAAUGAUAUUUCCUUCUAGUCUAGAAAUGAAACAUAAAUCAAAUUCUACAAAUACACGCAAAGGAACAAACAGUCAAGAUACAACUUCGUUUUGUGUGAAUAUGAUAAAAUUAUUUAAAACAAGAUCUUUUGUAGUCUUACUAAUUAGCUUAUAUAUUGCAAAUUUUGGAACCUAUAUAGUCUACAUACACUUGGCUAACUAUACCACACACAAGGGAAGCACAGAAAUGGAGGCCGCUUUACUUCUGUCUAUAAUAGGGUUGUGCUCCUGUGUAUCAAGGAUAUUGGCCGGACUUGCUUGUAAUUCGGAAGUCAUUGAGGAACCAACACUUUUGUUUGGAACUUUGGGAGUAACUGGAGUUUUCACAGUCCUGCUGCCUCUUUACAGUCAUACACUUGCAGGACAGAUCGUUUUUGCCGUUGCCUUUGGACUAUACGCUGGAUGCUUGUACUCCAUAAUGAAUGGUAUAACGUUAAGGUUUUUGUCAUUAAGUGACCUCGGUAGCGCGGUGGGAAUCGAACUCGCCGUUAUAGGAGUUGGUAUAAUGACUGGUCCUCCUGCUGUAGGCUAUAUUAUGGACUCGACAGGAAACUAUGACAUUGGCAUUGUCAUAGCAGGUUUGUGCAUAAUAGCAGGAGCCAUUUUGACACUGAUAGCAGAACUUUGUAAUAAUAAGAAAAAGAAAAGAGACGAGACUAAAUGUGAUGGCGAGUUUACAAUAUCACUGACCGAGGAUGUAUUGGAGAAACUGAAGGAGGAAUGUGAACAAUGA